Messenger RNA from Blepharisma stoltei, 5195 nucleotides. The record is from the annotation of a GenBank genome assembly. NCBI's taxonomy places the organism in Eukaryota, Ciliophora, Heterotrichea, Heterotrichida, Blepharismidae.
AUGGAAGGACUACUAAUUAUACUCUCAUCCUUUCUAUUCGGAAUAUUUUUUGGUUAUUUAUGAUUUAAUAAAAGCCAGCCUAAACCUCCACAAAUAAUCCAAACUCAACCUCCAAAAAGGCAUGGAAAAAGAAAAAGAAGCAAAAAAGUUCUUCAAAAAUUGCCUGAAAAAUUAAAACCAAUUGAGGAAGUGCACCCAAUACAUGAAGAAGAAAUUCACUCUCCUGUUUUAAUUGAAACAAAAGAACCCAAAGAUAUUCAGCAAAUAAUAAAUGAAGAAGCUAAGCUUCCAAGUUUGAUUGAAGAAAAUAAAUCUUCAGAAAAUAAUAAAGAAAAUCAAUUCGGAAACACAAUUAAUUGUGAAAUAUCGCCUACUGAAGAUGCAGUUGAAGCCUUUAACACUUACAACGAUCAAAAAGAAGAACUAGACGCUUUAUUGGCUAUUUUUUCUGAUGAUGUUACUAUUUUAAACCCUCUGACUGAAUUAUGUAGUGCUUCUUUUAAAAUAUUUAUACGUUCUAAUCCUUCAGAUUCUGCCUUGAAUUUUAGCAGCAUUUACCUUUCAAUUACUUAUGUUCCUGGCUAUCCUCAUGUACCUCCAAUAUUCUCCUUAAUAAACGCAGUAAAUAUUCAUAAAGACGUGAUUCAUGAUAUUAAAUUAAAAGUCCAAGCUUUAAUUGAAGAAAAAUCCAAGGUUUCGCAAACCAUGGUCUACGAUAUGUGUGAUCUCAUACAACGAGAAUUGAUGAAAUACAAUAUUGAGCCAGAAGAAUCAAUUCCUGAGCCAGUUGAACAAGAAUUGAAACGUGACAAUUCUGGUUUGCUGAUGGAAGAAAUAUAUGGAGAACUUCAAAAAAGAAAGAAAAAAGAGCCUUCAAUGCAGCUUGAAAUCAAUGAGAAAAAGAAAGAAGAAGAAAUAAAUUUGCCUGAACCAACUUUGUCUUGUACUAUAAGUGGGUUUGAGUAUAGAAGAUAUUUUGAAGAAGAAAUAAGAAUUGGCAAAGGUGGAGGAGGGAGUGUUUAUAAAGCAAAAAAUAAAAUUGAUGGGAGUAUUUAUGCGAUUAAAAAGAUAUCCUAAAUUAGAAGAGCAGUCAAAUUUGGGCUUUUCAUUAAUCUUUUUUUUCAUAGAAAAGAUAUAUAUAAUGAACUUCAUGAUGUGUUUAUAAUCUUUGUCUGUAUAAAAUUAAAAGGAAAAAAGGAGAACCAUAUUAGAUAUAUAUUGAAAGAAGUUGUUCUGUUGUCUAAAUUGCAACACCAAAAUAUUGUGAGAUAUCAUAAUGCUUGGUUUGAAGAGGAUGAAAGCAGCGGAUCUGACUCUGAUGAACAAGAUAGCUAUGAUAGCGAAGAAGAAAGUAGCAGCGAAGAAGAAAGCAGCAGUGAAGAUGAUCUAAGCGAAGAUUUAGAAAUUGCCUCAGAUAAGACUGGAUCAGUGCUACAUGAAUUUGAUCCCGAAGUUAGCAAACUUUACAUAAAGGUGGACCUUAAGAAAUGGCCUUGAUUUCAAUAUUUAAAAUGUUUGGAAAGAUCCUAUUACUAUUUAUAAUUUAUAAAAUUAAAUAAAAUCUAAUAUUAAUUUUAAAAAAUAAAAAUGUUGAUGGGUGCUUUACAAAUGGAAUAUUGCGCAGGAGAUACUCUUCGCACCCUCCUGGAUCAAAAAAUUCCAUCUCCAAUAGAAAUCUGGAAAAUGCUGACUCCCCCCCCUUUAAAUUGGAACUAAAAAUUUUGUUCCAAUUUAAAGGGGGGUUUUAAAAAAAAAACAUUAUAAAUUUUUUUAUAAAAUUUCAAAAAUUUAUCGAAUAGAUUAAUAAAUUUGUUUUAAUGAAAUGCUAUUUACUCUUUAUCCUUUAAAACAAAGCAAGAUAUAACUAAAAUUUUAUUAUUAAUUAAUACGCCACUAUUAAUUGGUAUCAAAACUAUUUACACAAAAAUUAUUAUUUUUAUUGAUAAAAAAAAUUUUAAAAACAAUAUUUUAGAAAAUUUAUUAAUCAAAGUGCUAAUUUUGUUUAAAUAAGAUGUUAUUUAUACUCUCUUCUUUAAAAUAAAGCAAGAAAUAAGUAAAUUUUGAAUUUUUGUAAAGAAUUCGUAUUGAAUUUAUAUCAAAGCUAUUUAAAUAAAAAAUAUCAUUUUUAUCAAAAAAAAAUAAAAUUGUUUUUGAAAAUUUUUUAAAAACAAAACAAAUUAAAUUUUUUUAAAAAAUUUAAAUUAAAGGAUAAUAAAUUUAUUUAAAUAAGAUGCUCUUUAUACUCUAUUCUUUAAACAAGAGCAGGAUACAACUAAAUUUUUAAUUUUAGUUAAGAAGAAACAUUUAAAUUAUAUCAAAACUUUUUACAUAAAAAUUAUGAUUUAUAUAUAUAAAAUUUUUUAUUAUAAAAUUAAAUUUUGUUCCGAUUUAAAGGGGGGCUAAUUUACCAAAAAAGUGGAAAUUUUUUACUAUAUUUUGUUCCAAUUUAAAGGGGGGGGGAGUGAGAGAAAUAUUGCAAGGUUUAGUAUAUAUUCACUCUAAGGGAACUAUACACAGAGACUUAAAGCCAUCAAAUAUAUUUUUAAAUGAGUUUGGAGAAGUGAAGCUGGGAGACUUUGGACUAGCCACAACGACAAAUUUAAAACCUGAAAAAGCCUCUUUAAAAAGACAGAUAAGCGAAAGCUUAAGCACAGGAAUUGGCACCCCAAUUUAUUGUUCCCCUGAGCAAAAAGUCUCCGGAAAAUACAAUUUAAAAACUGACAUGUAUUCUCUUGGAAUUAUUUUCUUUGAAAUGUGAAGGCCCUUCGGAUCAAUGAUGCAAAGAGUAGAAGAAAUCAUGAAAUUAAGAGAUAAUAGAAUUUUGCCUGGAGACUUUUUAGAAACUGUCCCCAAAGAGGUUCCCAAAAUAAUUUUAUGACUCACUGAGCUUAUUCCCGACAACAGACCAUCUGCACAGGAACUUCUCCAAAGUGGCUUGCUAUACCAUAAGAUUGACCCAAAAGCUUUCAGUGAGUUUAUGAAUAUAAGCUUGAAUCCUAAAAACUCAGAAAAUAAUAUGCUGCUUCAUGCUUUAUUCGAGAGGUCAAAUCUUAAGCAUCAAAAUUUUACAUACAAUAUAUCUGAAGGAAUAUCAGAACUAUCAGGUGGAAAAAAAUUCAAUAAGAAAAUCGAAGCGAUGAUUAAAAGCAAUGUCAUAAAUAAACUGCAAGCAGUGCUAAAUAAAUCUGGGGCUUUAGAAAUAAAUACUCCAUUGCUCAUGCCAUACUCAACAAAUGUUUCAAUAUUUUGGUAUCAAAAAGAUGGGACAAUGAAAAAAACUCCAAUCGAAAGCAAUAAAAAUGCUGUGUUUUUGGAAUCUUCAGGGAUUUUAGUCCAGCUAAAUAGCAAUUUACUUUGCCCAUGGGCAAAAUUUCUACAUACAAUCAGCAUAAAAGGGUGAAGCGAAAAAAAUAUUGAUGCUUUUCCACCUUUUUUUUCUGUUACAAAUGACUGAAAAUUUUAAAAAUUUUUAUUAGUAAGAAAAAUAAUGGUUUAAUAUAAUUUGCUUCUGAAGGUAUAUUUUUUUUUUCUAUGCUGUUUUUCCAUUUUAAACCUUACUUUGCACUUUUUUACUUUUCAACAUUAUACCUUUAAUAAUAAUUUUUUUUUUGCUUUUGAAUCGAUUUAGUUUUUCCACCUCACCCAUAAAAGGAGUUCUUAAGAGAUUUACAAUAUCAAACGUCUACAAACCUCUUGCUGCAGGCGAACAUCCAGAGGAAUCAUUGGAAGCAAGCAUCGAUUUUUGUUACGAUCCUGAACAGCUGAGUUCUUUUAAAUAUUUAUACAAAGCAGAACUUCUCAAAGUCACCCUGUUAGCUUUAGAGCAGUUUGGAAAUAGCUUACCAAUGCUAGAAAUUACAGUAAAUGAUACAAGGCUACUUGACAUUAUUUUGCAUCAUUGCGAAAUAACAGAAAAUAUAAGAAUGAAAGUUUUGUCAUUAUGCCGAGACAUACCAAGAAGAAAAUGGGCAAAAGUUAAAAAAGAUUUAAUUGAUUUAGGAAUUUCUGCAAACUCUGCUGAAAGAUUAGGAUAUUAUUUAAAGCUGAAAGAAAAUUUGCAAUCACUUAUCGAAACAAUAAAAAAAAAUUCUAUUUGAAAGUAUAAUUCAUUUGUAAGGAUUUUAGACAUUGAUUUAAAACACUUGGAAGAAACUUGUAAAGACUACAACGUUAAUUUCUUAGUUGAUCUUGGAUUAAUACACGAUGAAAUCUUAUGUUACUCUGGAUUUAUAUUUAAAGUAACCACAUCUCAAUCAGUUGCUAAAGGAAAAAUGAUAAGCAAAGAAAGAAUUUCUAUUGCUUCAGGUGGAAGAUAUGAUAAUUUAAUUGAUUCAUUUUCGCUUAAUUCAAAAGCCAGUCAAAAUAAGAUUUCAGGCAUCGGGUCUCGUAUUUUUGUCGAAAAAAUAAUCAAGAUAAUUAUUCAAGGAAACACUGAUCCUUGAAUAAAAGGCCCACUUGUUAUAGUCAUAUGCAAAACUCAUGGACAGAAAAUAGAUUUUAAGACUUUGCAUCAUGAAAAGGUUAAUUUGGUGCUAAAACUCUGAAAAUUAGACAUUUCAGCUGUUUAUGACUAUGGGAAUUUAAAUAGUGACGAUAUAUUGCAAACAUGCAAGAAAUAUCGAAUCAGAUUUUUAGUGACUUUAAAAUGUGAAGGUGAAGAGGGAAUCAUAAUGGCAUCAAUUAAAGAUUUUGCGAAGGAUUCAGUCAAAACUAUGGAAAAAGAACUAGUUGGAAAAUAUCUCCAAAAGAAGAUGAAAAAUUAUUUUGUUGAUGAGCAGUUAGUUUAUCCUAACUCCCCCCCCCCCCUCCGUGAGCGAACAAAAAAAUUUUGUUCACUCACGGAGGGGGGGGUUAAUUUUUUUUUUUUAAAUAAAAUUUUAUAUAUAAAUUUUAUAAAAAAUUGUUUUUUUCGAAAUUUAAAAAAAAUCCUAAUUUGCAAAAAUUGGGAAGCAAAUAUUAAUUUAAUUUGCAAAAUUUAUGUUUUAAAACGCAAUUUGUUUAAAAUUAAACAGAAUUAGCUCUAGAUUUCAUUAUACUAAUUAUCACUUAUAUAUCAAAAUUUUUUUCCAUUAAAAUUUUUUCUAUUAAAAAAAUUUUUGUUCGCUCACGGAGGGUGGGUUUUUGGUCAAAAAAAUGGUGAUUUUUCUAAUGGUUUUGUUCGCUCACGGAGGGGGGGGGGGAGUAAGAGAAGCUAG